This is a messenger RNA of Porites lobata, 1298 nucleotides long. Lineage: Eukaryota; Metazoa; Cnidaria; Anthozoa; Scleractinia; Poritidae. The record is from the annotation of a GenBank genome assembly.
AUGCUAGAGGUCUGCAAGGAGAAGCCAGCAAGGUAAAAAUGAGCGGCAAUGAAAAAAAGAAAGCGAACAGGAACACAAGCAACAAAAUCUUUGGUGAGCUCAUACGACAUUUUUUCCAUAAAAUGGUCAAAAUGUGUAACUAGAAAGUUUCACGCUGUGGUCGUGCAAAACAACAGCAAAGAAAUGUACAAUUAAGUGUGCUACACGUGCAAAGUUAGACUAAUUAGACUAAUCUAUUUUUUUGCAGUUCUCGUUGCCGUCGUCAUUUAGCAUUGCUCGAUUUUAUUUUUUGUUUGAGUAAAUUAUAAGUAUAUUAACGAGAGCUUCGCUUUAGCCCUGGCUAAAUUAUAUAUAUUAUGAUAUAAUAAAUUAUAAUAAUAGUAUAACUUAAUACAUUUAUAGCCCUCGAAAAGUGUAAAAAGAUUGCCAUAUGAUUGAAAUUAUUCUGGUACAAGGUUUUUGUCCACUGAAAAUUAAAAUUACUCAAUUUCUUGAUGAUUCCUUCUUAAUAUUUUCUUUUUUUUAUAUCAAUAAGUGCUGGCGAAAAUAAACUUGAAGCAGAGAAACUAUCAGAGAGACUUCAAUGUGCAGUAGAAAACGAAAACAUCAGGUUCGUGAGUUUGUUUUCCCGCUAUCAUUUGUGCAUUUACUUGACUGAUUAAUAAAAGAAGCGCUUUGUUUUUUAAUAUCGUCUGAUAUAUAUUUGCGUUUGUCUUAUCAGACGUGCCGUGAUGUUAUUAAGACGUGGCGCUGACCCUAAUAUCUUGGUGAACGGUUUAAGUGCUCUUCACGUUGCUGUAGGACUAGAGGCUCCUCUUAAUAUCCGCUUCACCCGCCUUCUGUUAGACUAUGGUGGUAAUCCAGAUAUUGCCUCUGCGGAAGGCCUGACACCUAUUCACGUAGCUGCCAUGUGGAACCGUGUUAACUGCCUCAAACUUCUGAUCGACAGGGGAGGAAACCCUUAUCAGAAAGACAAAGACGGUUUGAAUGCAUUAACACUGGCUAGAGAGUUUGAGCACGAUACAAGCGCAGAUACAUCAGACUUCCUAGCAAAGCUUGACGAUCGAAUUACAAAGCAGCUUACAGAAGGUUCUUUAAGCUCACUUUCCCUGAAUUCUAAUGCCGCAUCUGAUUCGAUUUCUUCUCGAGAGUCUCCUCACCAGGGUUGCAAUUUACCAGUUACCAAAAAGGUAUCCAUGCGAACCUUUACCAGGAAGAUAUUACGAAACUUGCGGAGAGCUUCGGAGUGCUUUUGCUGUGGGUUCAGACGAAUUCGCAGGCUAUUUCGUAGCUCUUGA